Messenger RNA from Cuscuta epithymum, 3198 nucleotides. NCBI's taxonomy places the organism in Eukaryota, Viridiplantae, Streptophyta, Magnoliopsida, Solanales, Convolvulaceae. The record is from the annotation of a GenBank genome assembly.
CUUUUCUGUAUUGUGUUGGGCAUAAUACAUUAGUUGUGUGGAUCGACAUUCUGUUGUGGUUGGAUUUGGAAGGUUAUCUCUUUGAUUCCAUGCACUCUUGAAAUUUGACGGUGGCAGUGAGCUGAAGAACGGUUAGGGUAAAAAUGAAAUUGGCCCCGCGAGAAAUUGAGAAGUUGAUGCUCCACAAUGCAGGACAUCUCGCACAGAAACGUCUUGCUCGCGGCCUACCCCUCAAUUACACUGAAGCUGUUGCGCUUAUUGCCACUCAGGUUUUGGAGUUUGUUCGUGAUGGAAAUAGGAGUGUGGCAGAGUUGAUGGACCUUGGAAGACAAUUGCUUGGCAGGAGACAAGUUCUCCCCCCUGUUCGGCACCUUUUGCACACUGUUCAGGUUGAGGGGACCUUUCCUGAUGGGACCAAAUUAAUCACCAUCCAUGAUCCCAUCGUUCACGAGGAUGGGGACUUGGAGUUAGCACUACAUGGUUCAUUUCUUCCAGUUCCACCUAUUGAGAAGUUUCCUACAGUAGAAGAUGGCAGAAUUCCUGGUGAACAAUAUUUUGGGGGUGGGCUUAUAACAUUGAAUCAAGGAAGUAGAACAAUCAAUCUUAAGGUUACUAACAUGGGUGAUAGACCAAUUCAGGUAGGCAGCCACUAUCACUUCAUCGAGGUGAACCCGUACCUGAUGUUUGAUCGACAGAAAGCAUAUGGCAUGAGGUUAAAUGUACCUGCAGGGACAGCAAUAAGAUUUGAGCCAGGGGACUCAAAAAGUGUUACUCUAGUUAGUAUUGGAGGGAAGCGAAUAAUCAGGGGUGGCAAUGGGAUUGCUGAUGGUCCAGUCGAUUAUGCCAGAAUUGCAGAUGUGAUGGAAGCUGUUCAUGAAAGAGGCUUUCGCCACCUGGAAGAACGAAAUGCAAGCGAAGGUAUCAGUGGACAAGGACCUGCUUUCUCCUGUACAAUGUCUCAUGAGGAAUAUGCUAAUAUCUAUGGACCCACAAUUGGAGACAGAGUCCGGCUAGGAGAUACAGACUUAAUUGCUGAAAUUGAAAGUGAUUUUUGUCGUUACGGUGAAGAAUGUGUCUUUGGAGGCGGAAAAGUGAUAAGAGACGGAAUGGGACAAGCCUGUGGAUAUCCGGCAGCUGACUGCUUGGAUACUGUUAUGACAAAUGCUGUAGUUAUUGAUUAUUCGGGAAUUUUUAAGGCUGAUAUUGGAAUUAAAGAUGGUUUAAUAGUUUCCCUUGGUAAAGCGGGAAAUCCAGAUAUCAUGGAUGAUGUAUCAAAUGACAUGAUAAUUGGGGUAAAUACAGAGGUUAUUGCGGGUGAAGGGAUGAUUGUUACUCCAGGAGCAGUAGACUGUCAUGUUCACUUCAUCUGCCCUCAAUUGGCAUACGAAGCCAUAUCUAGUGGUAUAACUACAAUUGUAGGAGGUGGGACAGGACCUGCAGAUGGAACUCGUGCCACUACGUGUACACCAGCGCCAUUUCAUAUGAAAUUAAUGUUGCAUUCGACAGAUGACCUACCUUUAAACUUGGGUUUCACUGGGAAGGGGAAUAGUGCAAAGGAUAAUGGACUCCAUGAAAUAGUUGAGGCUGGAGCGAUGGGGCUAAAGCUUCAUGAGGAUUGGGGAACCACUCCUGCUGCAAUAGACACUUGUCUGGAUGUUGCUGACCAAUAUGACAUUCAGGUUAAUAUACACACUGAUACCUUGAAUGAAUCUGGUUUUGUGGAGCACACCAUUUCUGCUUUCAAAGAUAGAACCAUUCAUGCCUACCACAGUGAAGGUGCUGGUGGUGGCCAUGCUCCAGAUAUUAUUAAAGUUUGUGGUGUAAAAAAUGUCAUCCCAUCAUCAACUAAUCCUACACGUCCCUUCACCGUAAAUACUGUGGAUGAGCAUCUUGACAUGCUGAUGGUCUGCCAUCACCUUGAUAAGGACAUUAAGGAGGACGUAGCUUUUGCUGAGUCACGGAUUCGGGCUGAAACCAUUGCCGCAGAAGACAUUUUGCAUGAUAUGGGAGCAAUUAGCAUCAUAUCAUCUGAUUCACAGGCCAUGGGACGGAUCGGAGAGGUUAUAAGCAGAACAUGGCAGACUGCCCACAAAAUGAAAUUAUUUAGAGGCCCACUGGAGAAAACCCAAUUAGACAAUGACAAUCUGAGGAUCAGAAGAUACAUUGCAAAAUAUACUAUAAAUCCUGCAAUUGCUAAUGGUUUCUCCAAGCAUGUUGGGUCAGUUGAGGUUGGGAAGUUGGCUGAUCUGGUCAUAUGGAAACCAUCUUUCUUUGGGUCAAAACCAGAAAUGGUAAUCAAAGGUGGCACAAUAGCAUGGGCAAACAUGGGGGAUCCUAAUGCAAGCAUCCCAACACCGGAACCGGUGAUAAUGAGACCUAUGUUUGGAGCACUUGGAAAGGCUGGGAAUUUCAAUUCAAUUGCAUUUGUCAGCAAAGUGGCUUUGGAAAGCGGGAUAAAAGAGCGGUAUGGGCUGAAGAAGAGGGUGGAGGCCGUAGGGGACGUGAGGAGGCUCACAAAAUUGGACAUGAAACUCAACGAUGCACUUCCAAACAUAUCGGUGGACCCUGAGACAUACAGUGUGAUUGCAGAUGAUGUUGUGCUCUCAUGCCAAGCUGCUACUUCUGUCCCUCUUUCUCGGAAUUACUUCCUCUUCUAGCUAAUGUGAUCUUCGGCGAAAUGAAGUCCAUACUUCUGCAAUAAUGCUACAGCAGAUGAGAAUCAAGGAUGCAUUGAAGCAACCAGUCAAGGAAUAACAGAAGGGCAGCAGGAUGUCAUAAGUAUGGAAGAAAGCGGCCCUCCCUUUGUAGACUUAAUUAAUUGAUUUUGUUAUAUGUACUCUAAUACUGUGUUGAAAUAAGGUCCAGCUAUUGAAAGCCAAAUGCAUGGAAUAUUUGUAUGUUGAACUCUACUGUCAUUUAAUUAUUUAAACAUGCCCCUUAUAUAGUUAGAUGACAACUUGGAGCCAUAGUUACUGUAAAUGCAAAAUUGAAUAGAAAACCAGAACUUCCCGACCUCUAGCAUUUCUAAUAGCUAAGAGUUUGCUGGCGAAGGGCUUAGCUAAAUCUUGAACUUACUACAAUUAUAGUUUAACCUCAUAAGAAUAUAAGAUGCACAAGACAUUAUUCAUAUUGAUCCCCAAAAAUGAACUUCCUAGAAUACUAGGGGUAUACAACAUUAGAAAUUUUGCAAUCUUUCAU